Molecule: messenger RNA, 222 nt
Organism: Zootoca vivipara (common lizard)
Lineage: Eukaryota; Metazoa; Chordata; Lepidosauria; Squamata; Lacertidae
Product: protein FAM240B-like
Source: RefSeq, a predicted model, not a curated record
AUGAACAGUCAGUAUAUCCGCCAUGAAGUAUUUGCCUCUGAGACUGGGGAGCUGAAAGACUUCUGGGAAAAGACCAUUGAGAAGCAGACUCAGCAUUUUGAAGCUGAGAAAGACCGCAAACAAAGAAGUGCACUAGCACGACUCAGGAGUGAAUGGACAGAAAGGCUGGAGAAAAGGUUAAAAAUGCUCAAAGAACAAGAGAACGAAGAAGCACCUAACUGA